CAGGUUGUAAUCAGAAACAAUUUUGCUAUCGCUUAUGCUAACUUACGAGCGACGUGAUACUACUACUACUGCUACAGCUAAGUUGAUAGUACCAGUGGCUAUUAUUUUCCUUUGAUUAUUUUGUGUUUAAUUCACACCGUGCCUAUUACUAUGCCAGAAUAUUUGAGUGUUUCAUCACCAGCGAGAGAAGUAUCGUCAGCACCGCAUUCACGAUCCUGUUCUUUCAAAAAGAGACCAAAUAAUCUGGAAGUUCUUUCGUCACCGCGACCCAGAACCAACAGCAUGCCGAAUUGUCAAUCACACCAUCUUGCAGUGCCACACAUGGAUUACAAUGAAUAUUCCAGCAUCGACGAAAGAAUAUGUCGCAUCCGAUCUUUCAGAACUACAGCAAAGGGCGUAGAAAACAACGGGGACUCUUUUAAAAGACAUAGUACGAACAGUCUAAUGUCGUCUGGAAGCACUGUAACAGACUAUGAAAAACAACGAUCAUCUAGUAUAACCUCCGAGGACAGUCAAACAAAUAGUGGGGUGUCCUGGGUGCCUUCAUAUUUCCGUGUGGCGUUAAUUGGUAGCAAUGGUGUAGGAAAAUCUGCUAUCUCAAGACAGUUUUUAACAUCAGAAUAUGUGGGAUAUGACGUAACAACACCCGAGAAUGAAGAACAAGAUACCACAGUAUCAGUGUUAUUGGAUGGAGAGGAAUCUAUUAUGGAAUUUACUGAGGAUCCACAGGUUACAGAUUUAGAAAACUUGCACGUCGAUGCCUUCAUCGUAGCCUUCUCCAUCACGGAUUAUUCCUCUUUUGUGGCGGCCACUAGCUUAAUCCAACAUCUUCGUGUUACUAUGGGAACAGACAGGACUAUCUUGCUAGUUGCAAACAAGAUUGAUUUGGUUCGACAACGAAAAGUAACAGCAAAAGGAGCUCGAGAUUUUGCUAUCAAAUACGAUUGUGAUUACAGAGAAACAUCGGCAGUGUUAAAUCAUCAUGUAGACGAUCUGUUGGUUGCCAGCCUAAAACAGAUUCGCAUUAAACUCAGCCCACCAUCAGAAGAAAAGAAAAAUAGCCGCCGCCAUUCCAUCAAAUCUUGCUCAGAUAAGCUCACAUCUCCAAGAAAAGCCCUUGCUCUCUUCACCAAAUUUCUCAAUCUACACACUCAUAAAUCCAGAUCCUGCAAUAACUUAUUGGCGUUUUAAAUCAAGAAACUACUUUUCAAGAAUAACAGAGCUAUGCAGUCCAGACAAUCUACAAUUCGCAAUGCAACUCGAGAUGAAUACUUUACUGAUAGUUCUACCACUCCGUCCUUGCAGAAGCCAUAUUCAUGACGUCAUUCUCAGACAUUGCAUGACGUAGUAACAUCAUUCAUGUUAUGGUUUAAUCUGUGACCGAAGAUGAAACAUUAUCCAUCCACCAUCGUUCUAAUCCAUCAUGGCGUCUAACUAUUUGAUCGAUAUUUCUUCAAGAUGUUGGUUCCGCGUAGAUUGAAAUCGUGACUUUUUAUUCAUUGUGCUAUAUGGAAGACUUCUGCUGCUUAUUCCCCAAAAACAAUGACAUUGGGUGUGCUACUUUAAGCCUGACAUUCCUGUGAUUUUAACAUUUUGUAUUUUUCGAAACAUUCUUACAAUAGAUUUUCGUAACAUUCUGUUUGAAUAUACGUUUCGUGUUUUUUCGAAUUUCGGAGAGUGAUUUUUAUAUGUGUUCUCGCGCAAGAAAAAAUGUUCCUAGAAUCAAGUCUGAGUUUAAUAACCGACUAACACAAUUUCUGACUUAAUGGACCUUUGUCCACGACUUACUAAAAUUAUAAUUCUUGGGUCAGAGACCCCUACAAGGAUAAGCAAUAUCAUGAGUAUUGUUCACUAGAAUUGAGUCUUGUAUUUUCGUAAUAAUGUCCUCAGUGGUGUAGACAAAUAAGUAAUAUAGGAUUUUAUAAUUUUUAUUCUAUAAUAAGAAAAUGUAGUCGGCCAGCUUCAAUUAUUAAAUGGUAUUACUUUUAUUUGGAAUCAGAUUAUUUCAAUAAGUAUGUUAUUUAUUACCUACAUGUAGUAUUAAUAAGAUUUUGAAAAUACUUAUUAAAGUUGUUAAUUACAAAUAAGUAUUGUUAUGUAUGUAUCAAUAUAUUUUUAUUCAUAAGGUAUGACUGACUGGUGAUUAAAUUGUAUUAUGAAUGUUUUAUAAACUUUUUUAAACAUAGUAUUUAUAUGUAAUGGCUUGUACAACAAAUGGCUUAUUUUGGAGAAAAAUAAUAAGAUAUAAAAUGUCUUCCUCGAACUUGAUAAAAAAUGUAAAAAAACAAAAAAAAAAAU
Patella vulgata (common limpet) is the source of this 2298-nucleotide messenger RNA. Its product is annotated as GTP-binding protein GEM. The record is from RefSeq and is a predicted model, not a curated record. Gene Ontology annotation, cellular component: plasma membrane. Lineage: Eukaryota; Metazoa; Mollusca; Gastropoda; Patellidae. Gene Ontology annotation, molecular function: GTPase activity; calcium channel regulator activity; GTP binding. Bases 151 to 1191 code for a protein of 346 amino acids. The transcript has 5 exons.